GCCCCAGAGCAGAGCCGCGCAGGAGGAGAAGCAGCAGCAGUCGGCGGGCGGAGACGGAGCGCAGCGCAGCGCCCGGGCAGGCCCCCCUCGCCGUUCUCCACCGCUGACAGCCCCAGCACAGAGGGCAGAAAGAUGAAUCCCACCAUCAGCAUCGCUGUCAUCCUGACAGUGCUGCAGGUUGCCCAUUGCCAGAAGAUCAAGGAGCUGAGCGCCUGCUUGCUGGGUCAGAGCCUGCGCGUGGACUGCCGCUACGAAAACAAGACCAGCAACUUCCUGACGUACGAUUUCAGCGUGCUCAAGGAAAACAGGAAGCGGGUGAUCCAGAGCAACCUGAACGUCCCUGAGAACACCCUCAAGACACGAUCCAACAUCACCCUGUCAAAGGACCUGGUGUGCCUGCAGCUGUUCGACUUCACCACCUCAGACGAGGGCAUCUACACCUGCGAGCUGAAGAUCACCGGUGACUACACCGGCAACCAGAUAAGGAACAUCACCGUCAUCAAAGACAAGCUGGAGAAAUGUGCUGGCAUCAGCCUCUUGAUUCAGAACACCUCCUGGCUGCUGCUCCUGCUCCUGUCCCUGCCGCUCCUGCAAGCUGUGGACUUCGUGUCCCUGUGAAGGGAAGGAGCGACCGAACCGCCCAGCCGAGCCCCGCCGCCCAAACGUGGCCCUUUGCAAGAGAAGACCAUGAACGAUUUGAAACCAAGGAAAUCUCUCUGUGUAUAUCUCUCUAUAUAGCUGUAUAUCUACCGAGCCCGCCCGCCCCGCCAUCACACCACACGUCCGAAACACGCUGGGGGCUGGGGUGGGUGUAUUAAGCAGUAUUAAAGGACCCAACGCAUGGCAGCAUUCCCUCGCGCUCUGCUAGAUGGUGCAGCUUCUUCCAUAGCACGUUCUGUUUGUUUGUUUGUCCCGGUGGCAGGGGGAUCUAUAGCCUCGAGGGAGCAGCUUGUCUUGUCCCAUUUUUUUGUCUUUCAAGGAGGGAAAGCCAGUAGGGCCCCCAGACCCGACUGGUAAAAGAGAGAGGGUCAAAGAGUUAGGGGACCAACUGGGGAGUCCUGGCUACCACCCCAGCCUGGAGAACAGACGCUCGCUCAGCAACACAAGGUUGCCCAGGGUAAAGGCUUGUCCUGACCUAGGCAAUGUCAGGCAAAUGGGAUAGAGUAGGGUGCACUAGCUUUUCACCUCGGGGGAGCUGGGUUUGAAUCCUGCCUGGUGAGAUGGAUUUGGUGGGCUCUCAGCCUGUUCUUAGCAGCCAUCACUUCCGUAUUGCACAAAGCCAUGAUCAUGGGUAUGACUGCUUCGCCUGCAUAGGAAAGGGCCAGCAUUUAAAUAGAUCGGUCUUGGGGGUGUGAGCAACAAGGACACUCGAAUACAGAGACAGCAAGGGGUGCUGAAGGUCUCAAGUUUGUGGUGCAGGGAUAGACAGAUGAAGGGGGCCCCAGCACUGAAACAGCAAGGGGUGCGGAAGGUUUUAGGACCGAGGUGCAUCUGCAGCCCUGCAUAAGAACACUUGCCCAUCACUCAUCCAUGCUCCGCUGGGCUUAAGUCCUCACCGUAAGAUCAGAGGAUGGCAGUUGCUAUAGGAGUUGGUUGUUUUUUAAAUUAAUCCUAAACUAAGGAACUGAGGCAGCAGCCCUUUAAACUAGUCAGUGUGCCGAGGCCUAGAGCUCCUUGGGCAGUGACUAAUCCUGCUCCUUGGAGACUAGGGGUUAGCUGUGAAGGGAGACCCCUUGCUGAGCUGGGGCCAGCACGGCUCACUGCAUGAUCUCCAGGCAGUGGUCCCCUGGGCGGAGACACAGAUAGCACUUGCAUCUUCCUUUCACCCCAGCUUGCAAGGGGUGUGUGUGUGUGAAGAAACACUUGAGGGGGGGACAGCUCGCUCCCAGAGAAGAAGCCACUGUCCUUGGGGAGAGAGGAGAUAUAGGGAAGGGGGCCUAGGCAGCUGCCACCUCCCACUCCUCUGGCACCAGUGGAAGCUGCUCUGUGACAUACCCCCAUUAACACACAUGGCUGUCUCCCGCUGGGGAUCAGGGGGAGAUUGCAGGAGCUGGGGCCGCCCCCAAGCCACAGGCUCUCAUCCCUGCAUGCCACCCUUUGGGUUUGACUCCAGGCACUAGCGAGACCAGCCCACAUGGCUCUGCUCCUUGUCCUCCUUCAGCCCAGUCCCGCUCCCGAGUCGUGCUAGUGGGGGGUGGGGAGAAGGCUGCAGCCUUCCUCCCUUGCAGGUUAACAGACUCCAGUGCGGGCCUGUUCCUUAGCACAACCUUCCCUCUCAUUAGGAGCCUAAAGGGCCUAGGCAGGUGUUUUCUGUGGACACUGGUUAGCCGUAGGGGGAGCGAAUGCAUCCCAAAC
Terrapene triunguis (Three-toed box turtle) is the source of this 2355-nucleotide messenger RNA. It is a transcript of the gene THY1, whose product is annotated as Thy-1 cell surface antigen. The record is from RefSeq and is a predicted model, not a curated record. The transcript has 4 exons. Bases 133 to 618 code for a protein of 161 amino acids. Lineage: Eukaryota; Metazoa; Chordata; Testudines; Emydidae.